This is a messenger RNA of Parathielavia appendiculata, 831 nucleotides long. RefSeq names its product glycoside hydrolase family 3 protein. The record is from RefSeq and is a predicted model, not a curated record. The transcript is spliced from 4 exons. Gene Ontology annotation, molecular function: xylan 1,4-beta-xylosidase activity; alpha-L-arabinofuranosidase activity. Gene Ontology annotation, biological process: xylan catabolic process; arabinan catabolic process. Gene Ontology annotation, cellular component: plant-type cell wall. NCBI's taxonomy places the organism in Eukaryota, Fungi, Ascomycota, Sordariomycetes, Sordariales, Chaetomiaceae. The coding region runs from base 1 to 831 and encodes 276 amino acids.
AUGACCGUCCAGGAGAUGAUCCACAGCAGCAGAGGCAUGAGUCAUCGUGUUCUAAGGCUCAGCUUGCCCGCGUACGCUUGGCGGCAAGAGCCCCUGCGCGGGGUAACAUCUUCUGCCGGCGUCAAUCUCUCGGCCGAGGGUGAUUACAGCUACGCCACCUCGUUCCUAGCCCAUUCUCAUAGGAGCUGCCUUGGACGGCUCAACUUCUGGACUCCCAACGUCAACCCCUUCUGGGACCCCGCGCUGGGGCCCCGGUUAGGAGACACCCGGGGGCACACCCUUUCAAACUUCAGGCCGUACGUGCACGCCCUGGUCGGCGUGCCAGGCGGAUACGACGCUAAGUACAAGUGCAUCGUCGCCACCUGCAAGCACUUUCUGCCACAUGCCACCGUUCAAGAGCUGUGCGCGGCAAACUCCAACGUCGGCGCCUGCUUGUGCUCCUACAAUGCCGUCAACGGCGUGCCUAGCUGCACCGAACCCUGGCUGCUCAACGACUUCUGCGGGGACCCUGGGGCCGGACCAACGAGCAGCAGCCUAAUUAGCGAUUCGCUCAUUCGCCAGGUUUCGUCCUUCAUUCUCCUAGCCCCCUUCGACGCGCGGGGGAAGCAGCCGUAUAGGGAGCUAAGCUUCACCGAUGUCAACACGCCACACGCCCCGCAGCUCGCCUACCAGGGUAAUCCGAUCACGGACCCCCCGGUCGGGACGGGUAUCAUCCUGCACGUGGGCGGCAUCGACACCCGGCGUCGAGUCCAAGGGGAUGGACCGCCACGCGACGUGAUCGGGCGGCUCGCGCGGUACGGCAAGCGGACGGCAAGCGGAUGGCCGUCGUAA